AUGUGGCGUCUCGAAAGAAUCCGAACAUGUCCAAGGUCUUUGCGGUCUCUACGCGCGCUUUUCUUCAACUCCUCCGUGCAGCGGAAACUCUCCACACGCGCAACAUUCCACUACCUGGAAGAUCGCACAGAGUAUAAGACGACUAAGCCCUACCACAUCAACCUGCCAGAGCGAGCAUUGCCGCCCGGCCUACAGUCGAACGAAGUGUCUAUUCCUUACCACGGCAUUUCCGUGGCAGACAUCAGAGACAGGCAGCACAAUUUUAAGCUCGACAUUCAUGGUUUUGAAGUCGUGGUGGAGGACGCAAAUGACCCGAGCUCGCUCGUGAACUGCAUCGGCUAUGAGGAUUACGCCGAUGAAGCUCUGGUCCGAUCGAAAGUGAGAGAAGGCGUAGAGGCGUUUCUGAAGCGGCAUAUUAGCGGCUGUGAAGACGUCGUCGCAUUUUCGCAUCAGGCGAGGCAGGUCCGCAGGCGCGAUCAACAGUUCCCCGCACUACCGCGAGGCACGGAUGGCCGUAUACCGCAGCCCGUUCAGGGUGUUCACAUUGACAUGACGCCAGACGGCGCACGCUCCGAAAUCCAUGAAUCAUUGCUUGCACGUGGUUACUCUGAUAUAUCCACGAGACGAUGGGCUGUGAUCAGUACUUGGAGGCCUCUCUUUGGCCCACUGCAGGACUGGCCGCUCGCUAUGAUGGAUUAUCGAUCUCUGGACGUCUUCAGAGAUCUGAUCGCCUCGGACAAUAUCUACCUACACAAGAUUCGAGAGAACUAUAAUGUCCUCUGGAAUAAGUCUCACAAAUGGUAUUUCCUUGAAAACCAUCAGCCAAACGAGGUCUUAGUUUUCAAGACGUUCGACACGUAUGCCGGCAAAGGAAAUGCUCGAGCUUGCCCGCAUGCGGCCUUCCGCAAUCCCCUGGGGCCCGAAAAUGCUCGUCCCCGAGAAAGCCAUGAAUGCUUAUCCGUUGUGCUGUUCCCAGAGGGCUCAGCUGAACCCAAUCCCUACGAAGAGGUAGAUCCACGUUGCUCCACGAUUUGCCUUAUCGGGAUGCCUAACAAUAUUCAGCCGCUUCCGUCCGAAACACCUCCAGAGCUCCUGGGUCAGAAGCUUGCUGAAAUGAGAGGUGGCAUUGAAUGA
This is a messenger RNA of Trematosphaeria pertusa, 1134 nucleotides long. RefSeq lists its product as uncharacterized. The record is from RefSeq and is a predicted model, not a curated record. Gene Ontology annotation, molecular function: oxidoreductase activity. The transcript is spliced from 6 exons. NCBI's taxonomy places the organism in Eukaryota, Fungi, Ascomycota, Dothideomycetes, Pleosporales, Trematosphaeriaceae. The coding region runs from base 1 to 1134 and encodes 377 amino acids.